GGAAAGUACAUAAAAGAAAGAGACCGUUCUCCAAAAUUAUAUGAAACUUUAAAAAGUUAUAGAUAGUGCAGGUGGACUUAAAAGAUUUAUUAAAUGACAAAUUGCCAUUGAAAUCUCAUCACAUUCAUUCAAAUAUUAACCAAUUGAUUCGAUUAAGCAAGAACUGACUUCUAGAAAUUUUCCACCUUUGAAUGUGAAAUUCUUGCUCAAACGCGUCGGACCCCUUCAAACUAUUACAAUUAUCAUCAAUUCUUUAUUGUUUUCACACUUCUCAUAUAUAUCUGACACAUUCAUACUCCAUACCUUAACCUCUACAAACUACUAACAUAUAUACACACAUCCCUUUCUCAUUUUUUUAAAUUAUUUGAGUCUUAAAUUACUCAAAUUUUUCAUUUUAGAUUUUGAAAAAUAGCGAAAAAUGGCAGAUGUUGCACUUACAGAAAACCAGAUUGCUGAGUUUCAUGAAGCAUUUUGUUUGAUCGAUAGGGACUCGGAUGGUUUAAUUACAGUUGAAGAAUUAACGAGUAUAAUCCAGUCAUUAGAUGGACAUCCAACUAAAGAAGAAAUUCAAGGUAUGAUCAAUGAAGUUGAUUUUGAUGGAAAUGGGAGUUUGGAUUUUCAAGAGUUUUUGAACAUUAUGGGGAGGAAGAUGAAGGAAAAUGUAGCCGAGGAGCUCAAAGAAGCUUUCAAGGUAUUUGACAGAAAUCAGGAUGGAUUUAUAUCAGCCAACGAGCUAAGGCAAGUGAUGAUAAAUUUAGGAGAAAGACUAACAGAGGAAGAGGCAGAACAAAUGAUAAAAGAAGCUGAUUUAGAUGGUGAUGGCCUUGUUAGUUAUGAAGAAUUUUCAAGGAUGAUGAUGGCUUAUUAAUUUUAUUUAAACUCUCUUUUCACAUUCAUUUGUUGAUUCCCCCUUUUUUUUAGGUAGGAAGCAUUGUAAUUUCCCCCUUUUUGUACUAUAAUUAGAAUACUCCAAACAAUAAUUAUAUAUUGUGAUGAUCACUAUUCAUAAAACAAA
Messenger RNA from Mercurialis annua (annual mercury), 1015 nucleotides. RefSeq names its product calmodulin-like protein 8. Gene Ontology annotation, molecular function: calcium ion binding; enzyme regulator activity. The coding region runs from base 419 to 868 and encodes 149 amino acids. The transcript has 4 exons. The record is from RefSeq and is a predicted model, not a curated record. NCBI's taxonomy places the organism in Eukaryota, Viridiplantae, Streptophyta, Magnoliopsida, Malpighiales, Euphorbiaceae.